UUCCUAACGGUUUUCAACAAACUUAUUCCAUUUUCCCCUUCCCCUCACAAAAGUUUCCAUCAAUCUGCUGAAAUGAUUCUCCGACUGCAAAUUCCAACCCCAAAUACCCAAAAUACCCUCAAAACCCUACUCUCCACCACCACCACUGCAGACUCCGGCCUCAUAUUCCGGCGGAAGCUACUCUACCUCCAAUCCCUAAAAGUAAACCCCACAAAAGCUCUCAAUAAAAAUCCAAACCUCCGCUCCGCCCCUCUCUCCACCCUCCACUCCACCACCCAAUGCCUCUCAUCAAUGGGCAUCGAAUUCUCCGCCCUCGGCCGGAUCCUCGACAUGUACCCGGAGCUACUCACAUCCGACCCGUAUUCGGAUAUAUACCCAAUUUUCGAUUUCCUCCUCAACACCGUCGAAAUCCCCUUCCCCGACAUCCGGAAGUCGAUAAUCCGGUGCCCCCGCCUCCUCGUAUCCGACCCGGAAACCCAAUUAAAGCCCGCAUUCGAGUUCCUGACCCGAUUGGGCUUUUCCGGAUCGAGUAGACUCACCUCUCAAACGACAGUGUUGCUGGUCUCGAGCGUUGAGUUUACCCUAAUUCCAAAGAUUGAGUUUUUAUUGGGGUUGGGAUUGGAGUAUGACGAGGUGAAGAGUAUGGUUCUGAGAUCGCCGGGUUUGUUGACUUUCAGUUUGGAGAAUAAUUACAAACCCAAGACGGAGUAUUUCUUGGAAGAAAUGAAUGGUGAUUUGGAGGAAAUUAAGAGGUUUCCGCAGUAUUUUUCGUUUAGUUUGGAGAGGAAGAUUAAGCCACGUCACAUGCUUUUGACGGAGCAUGGAUUGUCGAUGCAUUUGUCGGAAAUGUUGAAGGUUAGCGACGGAGAGUUCAAUGCGCGGUUGAUUGAGAAGCGUUUGAGAAUGGUGGUGUAGAAGAAGAUUUUAACUGUAGCUUACUGUAAGUUUCUCUUUCGUCGCAUUCGUAUGCAAUUUGGGGUAAUAAUUUGAUUGGUUAUACGUCUAGUUUUUCUAGAUUUUGUCGAAAUGUACAUGUUUUGUAGAAAUGCAAUCGAUUUUUUUCUGCACACAAUGUGUUUGCAAUUAUGCCUGAAUGGUGAUUGAUCAUUGUUCCCAGUCAUGUUUCUAUCAUUAUUGAUACGUAUUAGUGUUGGCCGAUGAUA
Erythranthe guttata (spotted monkey flower) is the source of this 1163-nucleotide messenger RNA. Its product is annotated as transcription termination factor MTEF1, chloroplastic. Gene Ontology annotation, biological process: regulation of DNA-templated transcription. The record is from RefSeq and is a predicted model, not a curated record. NCBI's taxonomy places the organism in Eukaryota, Viridiplantae, Streptophyta, Magnoliopsida, Lamiales, Phrymaceae. Gene Ontology annotation, molecular function: double-stranded DNA binding.